UUUGGCUCAUAGCUUCGCAGCUCGGGCGCUUUGCAGCUCCCUUUCUUCCUUGGUUGUCUUUGUUGCUUUAUCGUUCUUGCUUUAGUUUCCUCUUCCCCACGCUUUUCCGAUGGCUUUGGCAGCGUUCAUCAACUCCCCCACCGGGCCUCUCACGACCCAUUUCUGGGGGCCUGUGGCCAAUUGGGGAUUGGCAGCCUCUGGCAUGUGCGCUGGUAGUAACAAGUGCCUUACUAGUAGUAACAGGUGCCACGCUACUAGGAACAAGUGCCUUACUACUAGUAACAUGUUGCAAAUCACAGCAAUGGCUUGAAAGCAAGAAACGUCUGCUUCCUUUCGAUGUAUUUCAACCACAAAGAUACCUCCUUCCAUCUCACAUCACAACCUUCUGGGUCAAACAAGCAUUAUGUGUGUUUCACAUGUCCAAACUGCCUGGUGUUGCUUCGACAAAUCGUGAGGUAUGAUGCUGCUCUCAAAGGGCCCGAGAUCAUCAAUGAGCGUAUGUCAGCAACGCAGGUGCCGCUACUAGGGGCUCCUGGCAUCGCUACUAGGAACAAUGAAGAACAUCCAUGGCCUUGCGACAACUCUCCGCAAACUUUUUCGAGCACACAGGUGGGCGGAGCAUAAGAUGGCUUCUGAGCCGGAAACUGGCCCAAGCACAGUGCGAAACGCUGGUUUGAUGGCAGCUGGUGCAGCAGCAGGCAUCGGAGCGAUGAUUGCUGCAAGCACGCCUCUCCAGAACAGCUUGAAGGGGGGCAGCGGAUUCUUGGCACGAAUGGCCACACACCCUGCUGGGCCUUUCUACAUUCACUUCUGGGCUCCUAACUUCAAGUGGGCACUCUCAAUCAACAAUCUCAUGGACUAUGAUCGGCCCACUGACAAGAUCAGCUUAUCAAUGACAAGUGCAUUGACCUUGACGGGUCUCAUUUUUAUGCGCUGGUCCUUCGUGAUUACGCCUGUGAACUACAGCCUUUUUGCUGUGAAUUGCGCGUUGUCAACCUCUUCCGGCUAUCUCCUCGCGCGGAAAGUGAAGGCAGAUUAUUUUGAAGCGGCAUGAUCUUUAAAGUGUAUAAUUUACAAGUUCAUUGUUUGGAAA
Molecule: messenger RNA, 1093 nt
Organism: Durusdinium trenchii
Lineage: Eukaryota; Dinophyceae; Suessiales; Symbiodiniaceae
Source: the annotation of a GenBank genome assembly